Chrysochloris asiatica (Cape golden mole) is the source of this 757-nucleotide messenger RNA. RefSeq names its product sorting nexin-2-like. The record is from RefSeq and is a predicted model, not a curated record. Gene Ontology annotation, cellular component: endosome; endosome membrane. The annotation marks the transcript as partial. The transcript has 6 exons. Lineage: Eukaryota; Metazoa; Chordata; Mammalia; Afrosoricida; Chrysochloridae. Gene Ontology annotation, biological process: early endosome to Golgi transport. Gene Ontology annotation, molecular function: phosphatidylinositol binding.
GUAUCUUCAACGAACAGUAAAACAUCCAACUUUACUACAAGAUCCUGAUUUAAGGCAGUUCUUGGAAAGUUCUGAGCUGCCUAGAGCAGUUAAUACACAGGCUCUGAGUGGAGCCGGAAUAUUGAGGAUGGUGAACAAGGCUGCCGACGCUGUCAACAAAAUGACAAUCAAGAUGAAUGAAUCGGAUGCUUGGUUUGAAGAAAAGCAGCAACAAUUUGAGAAUCUGGAUCAGCAACUUAGGAAACUUCAUGCCAGUGUUGAAGCCUUGGUCUGUCACAGAAAAGAACUUUCAGUCAACACAGCUGCCUUUGCUAAAAGUGCUGCCAUGUUAGGUAAUUCUGAAGAUCAUACUGCUUUAUCUAGAGCUUUGUCACAACUUGCUGAGGUUGAGGAGAAGAUAGAUCAGUUACAUCAAGAACAAGCUUUUGCUGACUUCUAUAUGUUUUCAGAACUACUUAGUGACUACAUUCGUCUUAUUGCUGCAGUGAAAUGUUUAACUCCAAACAGUCUUCAAUUUUUGAAUAGUCGAGAAAAAGUAAUUCUGUUAACUAAUGAAAAUUUGAAUUCUAUAGAAACCUCCAAUAUUCAGAAAGUUAAACUGAAAGUUCCCACUAAAUUAACGGUUGUCUUGAAAAAGUUGAAAACUUUCAAAAAGCCCGUAGGUUUAAAAAGGGAAGCGAAGAAUUAUGAUGAAGUAUAUCUGCUGAGAAAUGUUAACCUGGGAAAAAAUUCCCUGGCAGAUAGUUUGCCUGUAUAA